Molecule: messenger RNA, 716 nt
Organism: Aplosporella prunicola CBS 121167
Lineage: Eukaryota; Fungi; Ascomycota; Dothideomycetes; Botryosphaeriales; Aplosporellaceae
Exons: 3
Coding region: 115-618 (167 amino acids)
Source: RefSeq, a predicted model, not a curated record
CCACUUACAUACUUACGCCCGUCCACUCUUCUUCGCAUAAGCAGCAGCCCGAGCGCGUGCGGACAUGAAUGGCAUGGGCGCGUGCGCGUGCUCGUAUGCAUGAUGUAGGCAUGUAUGUACAUACACACACACAUACAUACGUACAUACAUAUGUCUAACGCGCCUAUGUACUGUACAUCCAUCCGAAUCCAUGCAUGUGCGCAUGCAGUCGCGGCGCAGACACCUCUUGCCAACAACGACAACGACAACCGCAACAACGGCGAUAGAUACGUCGAUACAGUACGUAUAUGCAAGCCGACAACCAAGGGCCUGUCAAACACAACGACGACGACAACAGCAUCAACCACAAAACAGUCAAAACACAAUCAACGCACAAUCACACACAACCAACCAAAGCAGCACCCCAAAAAGCACUUGCGCGCAAAAAAUCUCUCUCUCUCUGUCAGGCCGCUGAGUAAAGAAAAAGCCGUAACCGCAUCAAAAAACCUACACCCGCUAUAUGCGCCGACGCCGCCGCAUUGUGCGCAAACCCCCACCCCCAUGCCUGUCCCCGACCACACAUGCAGAUGCAUGCAUGAUGAGCAACAGCAGGAACAGCAGAAGCAGAAGCAGAAGUAAAAGCAUCAAACACUGUCCACCGACGGAAUGUGACGCCAAACUCAAAAAAACACCGGCAACAUGAUAGGCGCAGGUGAAUCAUGAAAAACGUGAAGAAG